Amorphotheca resinae ATCC 22711 is the source of this 1216-nucleotide messenger RNA. RefSeq lists its product as hypothetical. Bases 1 to 900 code for a protein of 299 amino acids. Lineage: Eukaryota; Fungi; Ascomycota; Leotiomycetes; Helotiales; Amorphothecaceae. The record is from RefSeq and is a predicted model, not a curated record. The transcript has 2 exons. Gene Ontology annotation, molecular function: phosphatase activity.
AUGCACACGAAGCGGAAAAUCGUCUGUUUUUCCGAUUUCGAUGGCACGAUCUUCAUGCAAGACACCGGACACAUCCUUUUCGACGCCCACGGCUGCGGUUCCGCCCGUCGGAAUAUCCUCGACGAACAGAUCAAGUCGGGCGAGCGCUCUUUCCGGGACGUAUCUGAGGAAAUGUGGGGCUCUUUAAACAUCCCCUUCGAAGAUGGUUUCGAAGUCAUGGAGCAGACUCUCGAGAUCGACCCGGACUUCCAACACUUCCACAAGUUCUGCGUCGACAACAACAUCCCGUUCAACGUUAUUUCUGCCGGACUGAAGCCGAUCCUGCGGAGGGUGCUGGACACUUUCUUGGGCGAGGAGCAGGCGAAACAUAUCGAGAUCGUGGCCAAUGAUGCUCAGAUCAAGGAGGAUGGGAGCGAGUGGAAGCCGAUCUGGAGACAUGACACAGAGCUGGGUCACGACAAGGCCCUCUCCAUCGCCGAAGCGCGCGAAGAAGCCGAGCUGGCUUGCGAGGACGGCACCAUUCCUCUGAUCGUAUUCAUCGGCGACGGCGUUUCAGAUCUCCCUGCCGCCCGAGAAGCAGAUGUUCUAUUCGCACGGAAAGGGUUACGACUCGAGGAGUACUGCAUCGAGAACAAAAUCCCGUAUAUCGGCUUCGACACCUUCGCCGAUAUCGAGAAGGAGGUCAAGAAGAUCAUGGUCGAGGAUGAGCAGAAGACGGGUGGCGCCGGCAAGCCGGCCAGGUUCAACCCCAGAGCCAAUAUGUGGCGUAGGGUCAGUAGCAAGACGGCCGUCCCCGCAUACGUGGCUGCUACGCCCACCAAGGAAGAGAAGAUGUUCUUGUGGCCCGAAGCCUUCUCGGAUUAUAAACCCAAGACUGUCGAUGAGACGGUCGCUUCCUAACAGGUCACCCGGCGCUUUUCUUACAACUUCUUGCCUGUCAUAUUCGCAUCUGGGAAUUGGGGUUGCAAUGCAUUGCUAUGGCGUAUCGGAUAUGGGAUGGCUUGACGAAGAAAUAUUUAUAUUGCAUGAGAGUUAUAGACAAAACAGCGAGACGUAGAUGGGAAAUGGAAUAGACGGUUGGUGGGAACCUGAACUCCCAGUGUGGGAUUCGUUCAUUUCUUAUUGGAGAAUUGUAGUCGGUCUUUAUGAUUGGAAGAGCUACAUGCUUGAAGAAAAAAAGCAGGAAACAGACGAUAAGAACAAUGCUAUCACGUUG